ACUAAUAGUAAAUUUUAUGAGGGAUCGCUUAUAUAAGUUAACAAGCAGUCUGUGUUCAUGGUUCGUUAUUUAAACUGUGAUUUUUAUCACCUGGGUACGUCAUGAAAAUUCGCACCUAGAUUAAAUUCCGGUAACGGCUGUCUAGAAAUCCAUGACCCUGUACUUACUUACGAAUCGUUGAUGCUGUCUUUCGUAUACGCUUUCAUUGACAGUUAUUUGUUUUCGGUAACAAUAAAGUUUGGAAAACUGUGAUCUUACAUAGUUAUUUGAUUUUAAAUUAGAUUGAAGGAGAGGAAGUUAGUGUCAUUGUAUUGCGUACUUCACGCGUUAGUGUAAAAACUGUGUUUGAAAGGUGACUGAGGUAUUCCCAAAACGAUUACUGAAAAAAGUGGUUAGAAACAGCAAGGAUGAACAACGAUCAAGGAAACGAAUUGGCUCAAACAGUUGAGUUAUCCUCAAAUGAUAUUGAAAAGUUAGAAGAAGCAAAAUUAAAGGCGAAGUUUCCAAAUACUGGUCGUCCAAUCAGUGGGCACUCAGCGUUUUUGCAGAAGAGGCUAGCUAAAGGGCAAAAAUAUUUUGAUUCUGGGGAUUAUCAAAUGGCAAAACAAAAAUAUACAGCUAAGCCAAAGCCAGCUGGUGUUUUGCCAACAGGUGAUGCUAUACCUACACCUGAAACUGUACCACAACGAAAAACAUCUAUAAUCCAACAAAAAUUUAAUACCUCGACUACUUCAUAAAUAGCGUAUAAGAUUUUCAAAGUAUUGCAACUCCAGUGAUAUGGUGCGAUUGUAUGCAAUCCAAAUUUUAAACAAUACAAUGUCUUUAUUUUGAUAGAUGGUAUUACUUUAAAAGUUUACUUUUGUAAUAUUUCUUAGAUGCUUGUCUAAUGAUCAGAGCUUGAGUGCAAGAAUGUUAUGUUUCCAGUAAUGUAUAAAAUUUUUAAUAUUAUGUGCUAUAAGAGCAUUUUCUGAAAGUUUUAUUUUUAAAGAUCUUUAAGACACUUAAAAAAAAAGAAACAAAUUGUAAUGUAUAACUUUGUAUUAUGUAUUAAACAUUUUUGUUUUGAUUUUUCAUGAAAUAUGGGAGUAUCAGCACAUAAAUAAUGCUCAUGCAUCUUUUAGUUAUUUGAGUUACUUUUAUAGGCAGCAAUAAAUUUGGAUCUUAGAUUCAGAAGCGCAUGAUAGUAGAAUUUCAUAAUUUGUUAUAUAAAUAAGCAAUGAAGCUAGGUGUUUAGGAAUACAAGGAAGACUAAAAUUGAUGACAAGGGAUUGUAAUGUAAACGUAACCACUUGUAUAUGCAAUAGAAAUUCAGGAUAAGACAUUUUACAGAUCUGCAUUUCCAAAGUUGCUGUGAUGUGCUUAGUAAGACUAUUUUCAUAUAAGAUGUCAGGUUGUCAUAAGAAUCUGUAUGUAGCAUAAAACAAUCUUAAAUAUAGCAGUUGUUUUGGUUAUUGUAAACUAUAUUAGUAAUAUAUUGCUAUUUAAACUUAA
Messenger RNA from Nomia melanderi (Alkali bee), 1491 nucleotides. It is a transcript of the gene endos, whose product is annotated as endosulfine alpha. Lineage: Eukaryota; Metazoa; Arthropoda; Insecta; Hymenoptera; Halictidae. Gene Ontology annotation, cellular component: cytoplasm. The record is from RefSeq and is a predicted model, not a curated record. Gene Ontology annotation, molecular function: protein phosphatase inhibitor activity.